AUGAGCUUGUAUUCGGUGACGGCCCUGUUGAUUUUGGAUCACACAGGUAAACGGAUCUUUGCCAAGUAUUAUUCUCCACCACACGAUACCGAAGUGCCCAAGCUCACUUUGGCGGAGCAGCUCAAAUUCGAGAAGGGCUUGUUUGAGAAAACCAGCCGGCAAAACAACGACAUUCUCAUUUACGACAAUGAACUCGUCGUUUACAAGGCUUUGAUGGGCCCGAAAAUUUACAUGGUUUGCCCACCGGAAGAAAACGAGGCUAUGAUGUUCCAGGCUCUCAUGGGUAUUCGCGAUGCCCUUGACGUAUUGCUGGAGUCUCAGACUGACCGCGACGCGCUAAUGGCUAAUUACGAUAGGGUCACCAUUACUAUUGAUGAAAGCAUUGACAACGGUAUUUUGUUAGAGUCUGAGUUCAACGUCAUCUCGUCCCGUGUCACUCAGGAGGCCAACGAAGAGCCAUCGCUACAGAACAUCGACUUUACCGAAAAGGGUCUUAGAUCAAUGUUUGGAUUUGCUCGUGAAAAACUCAGCCAGGUGGUCAAGCAACAACUUACUUGA
Messenger RNA from Wickerhamiella sorbophila, 558 nucleotides. RefSeq names its product putative coatomer subunit zeta. The transcript has a single exon. Bases 1 to 558 code for a protein of 185 amino acids. Gene Ontology annotation, biological process: intracellular protein transport; intra-Golgi vesicle-mediated transport; retrograde vesicle-mediated transport, Golgi to endoplasmic reticulum. Gene Ontology annotation, cellular component: COPI vesicle coat. NCBI's taxonomy places the organism in Eukaryota, Fungi, Ascomycota, Dipodascomycetes, Dipodascales, Trichomonascaceae. The record is from RefSeq and is a predicted model, not a curated record.